AUGACUUGCCACGAUGAGGAUGGCAGUAACAAGCAUGAUGCGGAAAACAUCCUUAUCACGCAAACCCUUCAUUAUGGAAAAAUAUCUCUUCCAAUCAACCUAUGCUUCUACAGUCCCUUCUGGAACAACCCCCCGCGUGAGAUAACACUCAAAUUUCGAACACCGACAUCAGCCGAGAUAUCUGGGGAAUCUCUUCAGUCUCUCUUGAACUUUCGAUGGGGUUAUAUCGUUAACUGUGGCGAUGUGGACAUCCAAGAAGGUAGUGGGAGACCAAAAGGGCGACCGGUACCAGAAGACACUCCUCCUGCGCCACUGAGAACUCCUCUCGUACGCAAUGACGAUAACGACAAUGAAAACAAGCAUAAUACCCGCAGUAUGCUCUUUACAACAAGAUUCAACUAUGGACAAUUCUCUAUUUCGAUCAACUAUUGCUUCUAUGACUCCUUCUGGAAUACAAACCCGCAUGAGAUAACAAUCCAACUUCAAACACCGACCAAAACCGUCAUCUCUGAAGAAUCUUUUCAGUCACUCUGCAACCGGAUCUGGGGUUAUAUUAUCCACUGCGUUGAUGUGGACGUCCGGGAAAGUAUUGGAGAAAAAGAAGGUUGGAAGCGCAACCUUUGUCUCGUUUGGAAGAUCAUGGCUAUUAUCACCAUGAUAUCUUUCAUCUACAGGUUCUUUCCCGAAACAGUUAGAACGGUCUAUGUCCAACCACCGUUUGAUACUGCUGCUCUACCUACCCUAGACGAGUAUGCUCAUAUUCUCAACCAAGAAAUCAUCAUCGCAAGGGAAUAUGUGCCUAUGCAAAGACUGUCUCUGCGCCGCCAAGACGUAAUUGUCGACGAGGUGUGCGACGAAAUUCGGAAAAAGGGCGGCUUCUGGGAUAAGCAUCAUGGUUUACGUCUAGAACCAUGGGAACACACGUUAUACCGUGAGGAGUAUGGCAUACCCCCCGGUGCCACAGAUAUCGUCGACUUAUGCCAGAAUAUAACCCGGGGCCUACACGCUGUGGAAUCAUCGUUUUCCAGGACCAUGCACAGUAUCGCUUAUGGACUGCCGUCUGAUUUUACUAUGGUUUUCUUGAAAACUGCUACAUACUUGACGCUGUGGUUUCCCAAGAGCGACACCUGUGUCGGCAAUGGAGAGGGAAGGUCUUGUGAUCCUUUGGGGACGGAUUGGCUUGAUAUAUUUCGGUGGGAGAUAUUGCAAAAUGGGAUCGAAGCCGGAACGAGGGAUUUGAUGAAAGAUAUGGAUAAAUUGGAUAAAGACUUCAAACGUGCCUUGGAGAAUCUGGAUCUUCUGAUCAGUAUCGCUUCACAUCUUCAGCAGACACCCUCAUGGUUCGAACUUUUUCGCCGCAAAACUCAUAUCGACAAACAGAUCGAACAGCUUCAACAGUUUCACUACAACGUAACUCAGAUGUCAACCAAAGUGUCUAGCUUCAUUGAUACACAAACUAAUAUCCUUGACCAAGAAGCAUUUUUCACGGAAUGGUUGUCAUCUCUUAUCUUGUGGUCACAAACUCACCGUUCGCCAUACAAAAGUCCAUCUCACCUCAAUAACAACACAAUUCAUACAAAUCCAUGGGCGAUAUGGAGGCCCAGGGAAGAGAACGGGAAUUGGUGCACUGUACCUAGAUGUCCAGAGCCAAACGCUGAUGGGGAUAAUGUGCUAGUGAAGUUGGUGCCCCCGAGUGCUGAACAGGCGUAUGGGUACAUGUAUGAGUUUCUGGAGUUUGGGAAUAAGGUGAAGAAGGAAUUGAGAGCAAGAGUUACGAGUUGGCAGAAGAGAGCCUGA
Messenger RNA from Fusarium pseudograminearum CS3096, 1797 nucleotides. RefSeq lists its product as uncharacterized. NCBI's taxonomy places the organism in Eukaryota, Fungi, Ascomycota, Sordariomycetes, Hypocreales, Nectriaceae. The transcript has a single exon. The record is from RefSeq and is a predicted model, not a curated record. Bases 1 to 1797 code for a protein of 598 amino acids.